Messenger RNA from Equus caballus (horse), 2662 nucleotides. Its product is annotated as tyrosine-protein phosphatase non-receptor type 11. The record is from RefSeq and is a predicted model, not a curated record. Gene Ontology annotation, cellular component: cytoplasm. Gene Ontology annotation, molecular function: non-membrane spanning protein tyrosine phosphatase activity; receptor tyrosine kinase binding; cell adhesion molecule binding. NCBI's taxonomy places the organism in Eukaryota, Metazoa, Chordata, Mammalia, Perissodactyla, Equidae. Gene Ontology annotation, biological process: positive regulation of ERK1 and ERK2 cascade; protein dephosphorylation.
UCCUCGGAGCGCCUCGAGGGCGCGGCCGCCUGGACCGGCUAAAGAGCGGCGCGGAGCAGACAUGACCUCGCGCAGGUGGUUUCACCCCAACAUUGGCGGGGUCGAGGCGGAGCAGCUGCUCCUGUCCCAGGGCCAGCACGGGAGCUUCCUGGCCAGACCCAGCAGGAGCUGUCCCGGGGGCUUCACACUGUCUGUCAGGUGGGUGGUGCCAUGGCCAGGCGUGGACAGUCUGCGGUCCCAGGAGGCCUCAAAGGGUCUGAGCACCCUCAGCUGCAGGCGCAGGCGCCACGACGAGGUGACCCACAUUAAGAUCCAGAACACGGGUGACUACUAUGACCUGUAUGGAGGAGAGAAGUUCGCGACGCUGGCAGAGCUGGUGCAGCACUACAUGGACCAGCGCGGGGGACUGCUCCGCGAGCGCAGCGGGGCCCCCGUCGAGCUGCGACACCCGCUGGGCUGCCAGGACCCCACGACCGAACGGUGGUACCAUGGGCACCUGUCUGGCAAGGAGGCUGAGAAGCUGCUGAUGGAGAAGGGACGUCCAGGCAGCUUCCUGGUGCGGGAGAGUCAGAGCAAGCCUGGGGACUUUGUGCUGUCGGUGCUCACACAGCAGCCGGACAAGGCUGACCGCCGGCCUCGGGUCACUCACGUCAUGAUUCACUUCCAGACGGGAAGUUCGACGUGGGGGGUGGGGAGCAGUUCCACACUCUUGGAGACCUGGUCGAGCGCUACAGGAAGAACCCCAUGGUGGAGAAGUCGGGGGCCGUGGUGCAUCUCAAGCAGCCCCUCAAGGCCACGAGGAUCAAUGCCGCAAGCAUCGAGAACCGCGUGCAGGAGCUCAGUAAGACUACAGAAGCCACCGAGAAGGCCAAGCAGGGCUUCUGGGAGGAGUUUGAGAUGCUGCAGCAGCAGGAAUGCCGGCUCCUGUUUCCCCGGAAGGAGGGACAGCGGCCAGAGAACAAGCCCAAGAAUCGCUACAAGAACAUCCUCCCCUUUGACACCACCCGUGUUGCCCUGCAUGACGUGGACCGCAGCGUCCCUGGAGCUGACUACAUCAACGCCAACUACAUCAGGCAAGCAGUUAAUCCUCACCCACUUCCAGAGUGACCCAGAGGAGAAGCCAGGCCAUGGACUGGGCAAGGUGUACAUCGCUACCCAGGGGUGUCUGCAGACCACAGUGGCUGCCUUCUGGGCCAUGGUGCACCAGGAGAACACACGGGUCAUCGUCAUGACCACCAGGGAGGUGGAACGAGGCCGGAACAAGUGUUUCCGAUACUGGCCCCAGCUACAUGACAGCCAAGAGUAUGGCCGUGUGUGUGUGUGCAGUAUGGCUGAGUACCAGGCCCAGGGCUACUGUGUGCGGGAGUUGCAGGUGUGGCGGCCAGACCAGGAAGAGCCGCCGCGCGCGGUGAAGCACUACCAGUACUUCAGCUGGCCGGACCACGGGGUCCCGGCCGAGCCCGCCGGCGUCCUUGGCUUCCUGGACGAGGUGAACCGGGCCCAGAGCAGCAUGCCCGGGGCCGGACCCAUGGUGGUGCACUGCAGCGCCGGCAUCGGACGCACAGGCACCAUCAUCGUGAUUGACAUCCUGGUGGACGUCAUCCGCAGGCAAGGGCUGGACUGCGACAUCGACGUCCCCACAACGAUUCAGCUGGUGCGGCGGCAGCGCUCGGGGAUGGUGCAGACCGAGGCGCAGUACAAGUUCGUGUACCUGGCGCUGCAGCGGUACAUCCAGGGCGAGCAGCUGCGCCUGCGCGAGCAGCGCGCCCGGCCGGAGGAGCCCGACUACCUGAACGUGGGCUCCGCGCCCGCCGACCCCCACAGCAGCCCGGCACCCGCGCCGAUCCGGGCGCCCGCCACGACCCCCGAGCCCUCCGGCGGCGUGUACGAGAACCUGCCCGGCCUCGGGCGGUGAGGGCCCCGCGCCCCGGCAGGGCUGGAGCCGCGCGAGGAGGGAGCGUCCAGCAAGGCCGGCCCUCGCGUUCCUCGCAAGGACUGUCUUAAGACAGUUCUGACCGGAGCUCGUCCCGGAGUCGCCGCUCAGACACUCUCGACCAGGCCUGGACGCCUAGAGAUGAGGGCGGGGUGCAGUCUCGAGACCCGGGUGUCCCUGCUGCUCCUGGGGCUCCCAGGUGAGGGUACAGGAGGGCAGGCAGGGCUGUCGCUGUCUCUUUGUGGGAGGCCACCAAUGACUACCUGCACAAUGCAGUGACCACGUGUGACCUUAUGUGUGCUACGAGGCUGAAUGACCAGCAAGCAGGUGGCCAGUCUGCGCUUGACCUCACUGCAGCCGCCAGUGCUUGUGCUUGGCUCCCCUGCAUCCUGUGCACACCCCCUUCAGAGCUGCUCCUCAGCGCUGCCCACAGGUCUGCGAUGUGGUCCAGGCAGUGGCUCAGUCAUUGCCAUGUCCAGGCCAGGCCCAUGUCUUCUCAUUGCUGUCACAUGAGGUUAAAUGCUUGUGGAAUGAGGGAAUUUGUGAGAUGCUCAUGUGACUGUGUGUACAGCCUCACGUUGGUCUUGCCGGUAACAAGGGUGAGGCUCCAUGUGUGCAUGACUGGUGUGUGAUGGGUGUGAUGUCACUGGCACGUGCUCCAUGGUCACACCCCACCAUCACGGUGGCCCUGUGGCUUUGUGGUGUUCUAAGUAAAAUACCCUGUUCUCA